UAUUAUUAUUAUUAUCGUUCUCGUUCUCGUCGUUGUCGUCGUCGUCGUCGUCGUCGUCAACAACAACAUCAACGUCUUUUCCUUAAAGAUGACUAUAAUAGUCUUUUUGAUCGACACGUCGGCCUCCAUGAAUCAAAGGGCUUAUUUGGGCGGCCGGCCCACACUCUUGGACGUGGCUAAAAGCGCUGUGGAGACUUUUGUGAAGGUACGACAGAGAUCGCCAGAGAGUCGAGGAGAUCGUUACAUGCUGUUGACUUUUGAAGAUCCGCCCCAGAAUAUUAAGGCAGGAUGGAAGGAAAAUUUGGCGACUUUUAUGAACGAAUUGAAGAAUUUACAAUGCACUGGUUUAACAACACUCGGUGCUGCCUUGAAGCAUGCCUUGGAUGUGCUGAAUAUCAAUCGUAUGCAGACUGGUAUAGACACAUAUGGCCAGGGAAGAUGCCCAUUUUACCUAGAGCCGUCAGUUAUAGUUGUUAUAACAGAUGGAGGAAAGUAUACUACUAACAAUGCAGUUAAUCAGGAUUUUACAUUACCAAUGCACUCGCCAAUACCUGGAUCUGAAUUGACCAAGGAGCCGUUUAGAUGGGAUCAAAGGUUGUUCUCCUUGGUGCUGCGAUUAUCGGGAACACCAGCUGUUGAACGAGAUAUUGGCCUCGUGGCGAGCGAUGCGUCACCUAUAGAUGCCAUGUGCGAAGUGACUGGAGGUCGUUCUUAUUGUAUCACGUCGUUCAGAAUGAUGAUACAAUGCAUAGACUCUCUCGUGCAAAAAGUCCAAUCGGGAGUGGUGAUAAACUUCGAGAAAAUCGGCCCGGAUCCGCCACUGUUGGCCAACGAGACGUUACACCAAGACGAAGAGGAGAAUGAGGAGGAGGGCAACUCGUCGAAUGGGCCUCGGACACAGUAUCCCAGCGCGAUGGUGCCGCCGGGCAACACGGCCUGGCAUUCUUGUCGGCGAUUGAUUUACGUGCCGCGUUCAGCGCAAAAGGGCUUCGCGGUUGGAUUCUGGCCGAUUCCUGAAAGUUUCUGGCCUGAUCUAAGCGCUAGCUCAUUGCCGCCAAGAUCAGCACAUCCUAACGUAAAGUUCACUUGUACUAGCCAGGAGCCAAUGGUGAUCGAGAACCUACCUUUCGACAAAUAUGAAUUGGAGCCGAGCCCGUUGACACAGUACAUACUAGCACGGAAGCAACCGACGAUCUGCUGGCAGGUCUUCGUCGCGAACUCUUACAAGUCGAGCGAGGUCGGCCAUCCGUUCGGCUAUCUAAAGGCCAGCACAAAUCUAACUUGCGUCAAUCUCUUUGUUAUGCCUUACAACUACCCCGUACUGUUACCUCUACUGGAAGAGCUCUUCAAGGUGCACAGAUUAAAACCGACCAACGAAUGGAGGGCGCAGUUCCAAAAUUACGUGAGAACUAUGCCCACUUAUUACGCUGCUUCGCUAAGAAGAGCGUUAACCAGGAUGGGCACGCCCACAGCCUUAGCUCAGACGCUAAUACCGGACAGUAUGGACAAUACUCUGUCGUACAGUGUCUUGAAUUACCUGAAGCGUAUGAAGAAUCAAGCCAAGAUCGAGUUCGAUCGUCUUUGCAACGAGGUGAUCUCCAAGCAAGUUACGGCUUCGAAUCUUACGAAAAACCUGUCCAAUUGCGGGACAAGCGCGGUGACGGAAGGAGUAAGAGUUAUGCCGAGAACGCCAUUAAAGAAGGAUCUGGUGUCUCAUCCCUUAUUGCAAGACAAAUUCACUGGCUUGCGCGAUCAGCUGAACGAAUUCGGUGGUUUCGUGGUUGGACUGGUGAGGAACCAGCAACAGCAACGUGGUGCGCAUAGUUACAGAAACGCAUUCGAUGUCCCCAGGAAGUCUCUUCUCGAUCAAGUAGUGAGGAUGCGGGCGAACUUUUUACAACCUGGUUUGUUACACACCAAGUUGCUUGACGACGAUUACGUUCACUCUAUGCCUUUAGCUCAGAUGGGAAAUUAUCAGGAGUAUUUGAAACGGAUGACACCACCGCUACGUGAGAUCGAGAGCAUACCAGUCAGGCAGCACAUGUUCGGUAACCCUUUCAAGAUCGACAAGAGAAUGAUGGUGGACGAAGCGGACAUCGACAUUGUGGGCACGACGUCGUCCACGUCCAAGAGUGGUCUCAACAAGCGCACCUUGUCGCAAUCGGACAGCGGUGGUCCUCCAUCUCCGAGGCUGUUGCCUAACAAAAGGAAGCCCGGACCAAUACCGAAGGACGUGAUCGUACGACGGCCCUCGUACUCUCCUACAAGCACGCCGCCGAGUUCGCCGAUUCCGUGGAUGGUGGAUACCAUAAAAAGUCAAGCGGCAGCGACGUCAGUUACAGCCACGUCGGCGUUGUUGGUCGUCGAUCUGGGUUCCUCGCCGAACACGGUAUGCACGAGUAACGUGCUGCCGAGCCAUGUGCCGCCGUGCUCUGUCUCGCAGCCAACAGAGAAGCUUGUGAACGGUCUCGCGGAGAUGCCGACGAUACCUAUGUUCGAACCGACGGAGCACGUUAACAACCACAUGGACACACCGCCCACUCUAACGCCUGUCGUCAAUGAUGUAAACGACGUACAGAAGGGUGAUGUUAAGAGUGAGAGAACAGACGGAGCGAAAGGCGAGUGCGGCCGGUUAUUGUCCGUUAACGACAGCGUCGUGGAGAACAAUGUGAGAAUAGGUGAUAGUGCUCCCGCCGAGGAGAGGUUGGCGAACCACGUGGAGGAGAGACCGAGGCUCGAGAGAGAACGAAAGCCGACGAAGAGGGAGUUGGAGGACAUGAGGCGACAUAAUCUGAGUAUACGAGAGCUUGUCUACAGGGAGGUUCGACGAAAGGGCAGAAAUUAUACGGCAUUGUUGUCGCAUUUGCAACAAAUUCAGGGAACUCUAGACAUACGACUCGCAUUUGUCAAAGAUAUCGUGAGAGAGUCGUUACGUUUCAAACGACGUCAUCUGGCGUCGGUGUUAGAGGAUUACCUCAAGACUAUCCAGGAAGAUACAUACGCGAAUCACAAACUGAAUCACAACGGUGCCACAAAGAUAAGUUGUUGAGAUACAUGCGUAAUCAGGGCAUUAUCUUAAUAGCGGUGGAUUAAUUAUUGUAUGAUACGAAGGAUUUUUGUGCAAGUUUUCUCCAGGGCUUGAUAGCAGUAUCAGUUUUACGAUGAAUAAGCAUACUUUUUGAUACUCGCUGGGAAGACCUGCACAAUCUGAUCGUAAAGUUCUGCGGCGAGAAUUUUGACGGCGCAAUGCUAAGGAAAUACGUUUUACUUCCAUAUACGUUUUACUUUCCAUUCUUUGGAGGAAAUCAGUUGGUAGAAGUUUCGAUUUACAUUUCUCUCUCUCUCUUUCUCUCUCUCUCUUUCUCUCUCUCUCUCUCUCUUUCUCUCUCUCUC
Molecule: messenger RNA, 3393 nt
Organism: Harpegnathos saltator (Jerdon's jumping ant)
Lineage: Eukaryota; Metazoa; Arthropoda; Insecta; Hymenoptera; Formicidae
Gene: IntS6
Product: integrator complex subunit 6
Exons: 9
Coding region: 89-3049 (986 amino acids)
Biological process (GO): snRNA 3'-end processing
Cellular component (GO): integrator complex
Source: RefSeq, a predicted model, not a curated record